Molecule: messenger RNA, 720 nt
Organism: Triticum turgidum subsp. durum (durum wheat)
Lineage: Eukaryota; Viridiplantae; Streptophyta; Magnoliopsida; Poales; Poaceae
Source: the annotation of a GenBank genome assembly
AUGGCGGAACGAAAGGGGUGCCAUAGCGACGAAUCCACAAAUGAAGCCACGACAACAUAUCAGUUCCGGGUCUUCGGACUUGCCGGACUCGUCAACUCGAAAAGGUACUUGGCGUUCUUGGCGAUUCCAAAGACGGAGGUACUUGUCGAAUCCACGAAGACGUUUCUUAGCAUCCCUGGUUGUCGGGUCUUGGCAGCGACUAGAGCGGCAGCAAGGCCGACGGUUCAGCAGGGGGGGUUGGAGCUUGUGAUGCCCGAAAAGGGGGGCGCGGAUCAGCAGCAUGGAGGGAGCAAUGGCAGGGCGAGGUGGAGGUGCACGGGAUGCCCGUCGUCAUCUCCUCGAACGAGGGCAGAGGCAGGAGGUCAACGCAAGCGGAGGCUCGCUGUGAAGCAGGUGCAAUGUGCCGCUGAACUUGACGAAUUCCGGCGAGGCCGACAGGGGUGCAGGGUCGGUCGGGUCUGGAUGGAGGCGGCGCGGACAUGCUCGAGGCUGACGGCUGGCGAGAUGGUGAAGGUGCUGCAGCAGCGGAGGACCUACGAGGAGGAAGAAGGCGGAGGACAUGGGGUCGCGAAGGCGGGGGCGGGCCAGCCUGGUACUGCGGGGCUGGUGUCCAUGGGAGCUCCUGCUCCUGCCGAAGACGACGACGACAGACCUGUGAGACGGGGCGGCAGUAAGAGAAAACGCGACGAGAGGAAGAGGGAGGCCAUGGAUCGGGCAUGA